Messenger RNA from Ylistrum balloti, 1440 nucleotides. RefSeq names its product b(0,+)-type amino acid transporter 1-like. Gene Ontology annotation, cellular component: membrane. Gene Ontology annotation, molecular function: L-amino acid transmembrane transporter activity. Lineage: Eukaryota; Metazoa; Mollusca; Bivalvia; Pectinida; Pectinidae. The coding region runs from base 1 to 1440 and encodes 479 amino acids. Gene Ontology annotation, biological process: amino acid transmembrane transport. The transcript is spliced from 12 exons. The record is from RefSeq and is a predicted model, not a curated record.
AUGGGAUACAUUAGUGACAACACUGUUUCUUCGGCAGUGAAAAGAGAGACAGUUGGAAUGAAGAAAAAUCUUGGACUUGUCAGUGCUGUUUCAUUUGCCGUUAACGCCAUUAUCGGAUCUGGAAUAUUCUUCUCUCCGACAGGUGUACUGUUUGAAACUGGGUCAGUAGGGCUCAGUCUUUUGGUGUGGGUGUUAGCGGGACUUCUUGCCCUUAUAGGUUCGAUGUGUUACUGCGAGCUAGGAUGUCUUAUACCCAAGUCGGGAAGUGAAUACCCAUACCUGCUGGCGGGGUUAGGAAAGAUCAUCGCUUUUCUGUUUGCGUGGACACAGAGCAUAGUGCUGACUCCUACGCUGAUUGCCGUUUCCAUCCUGAUCUUCGCAGAAUACACGGUUAUCUUAUUUGAUUUCUGUGGAACUUCUCAAACUCUCAUCAAAAUCAUUGCUGUUUUGAUAAUGAUCGCCCUUGCCAUCAUAAAUUGCUGGGAUACAAAACAUUCUGCGGGUCUGCAAGUGUGUUCCUCUGCUGUUAAACUGGUCGUUCUCGGUGUUAUCAUCGUAGGAGGUUUUGUACUGCUCGGCCAAGGUGAGACAGCUACUAUGCAGAAGGGGUUCUCUGGCAACACAAAUUCUGCUUCGUCGAUCGCACUGGCAUUCUACAACGCCACUUGGGCAUAUGGAGGAUGGAAUAGAAUCAAUUGUGUGACAGAGGAACUAAAGAAUCCGAAACGAAACCUGCCACGAGCGAGCAUCCUGGGCGUGAUUAUCGCAAUCAUAGUAUACUUCUUGGCAAACAUUUCGUACCUGACGGUACUGGGAAUAGAAGGAGUUAUGCAGUCAAGAGUUGUAGCUUUCACAUGGGGAGAGACUGUCCUUGGACCUGGCGGUAUGCUAAUGACAAUUGCUGUCUUGCUUUCAAUAUUAGGAACAGCAAAUGCAGACUUAUUUGGAGGAUCGAGGAUCCUGUAUGCUGCUGCCAGAGAACAUCAAUUCCCUGAGGUUUUGUCAUACGUCAGUUGUAAAAGGUGUACUCCGAUUCCCUGCAUCAUAUUUACAACAUUGCUAACCGUGUUGUUGACGGUACUUGGCGAUAUUCGGAGCCUUAUCAAUUUCUUCAGUUUCACAGCCUGGCUAUUCCAUGGACUCACGGUGUUUGCGUUAUUGGUGCUGAGGUUUACCAUGAAAGACACGUAUCGCCCUAUUAAAAUCUUCAUUUUGUUUCCACUGAUUUUCAUAGUGUGUUCGAUGUACUUAGUGGUAGCACCGAUCAUCCAGAAUCCUACCGUUGAGUUCCUGUACGCAUUCUUAUUUAUGUCGGGAGGACUUGUGUUCUAUGUACCUUUCGUGCACUACCAUGCAGACCAGGGCUUCUUCAAGCACGUGACCAGAUUUGUUCAAUGCCUGAUGGAAGUUGUACCGAGUCCAUACAAACAUGCUGACUAA